CGCUCCACUGGCCCGCUCGCCCGUGACGUAGCGCGCGCGCGUUCGAGGAGCGCCGUGACUCCCCCCGUGGCAGCAGCUCUCGCGCCUCGCUCGCUCGCUCGCUGGCGGAGUCCGCGAUGGAAAGCGCGUGCCUGCACGCAGAGCUCUGAGAGCGCGGGAAACUGAAGCAUGUCUGCGGCCAGCGCCUUCCCCAACAUGGCGAGCAUCGGAGAGCUGGACCCGCUCACCGCCGCCAUCCCCGCCACCAAGGUGGAGAUCACGGUGUCGUGCAGAAACCUGCUGGACAGAGACACAUUCUCCAAAUCGGAUCCAAUAUGUGUGCUGUACACUCAAACCGUGGCAUCCAGGGAGUGGCGAGAGUUUGGGAGAACGGAGGUCAUCGAUAACACACUGAACCCAGACUUCGUACGAAAGUUCAUCCUGGAUUACUUCUUUGAGGAGAGACAGAAUCUACGCUUUGACUUGUACGACCUCGACUCAAAGAGUGAAAACCUGUCCAAACAUGACUUCUUGGGCCAGAUGUACUGCACUCUGGGAGAGGUGGUGGGUUCUCCGGGUAGCCGUAUGGAGAGACCCCUCAUGGGCAUUCCUGGGAAAAACUGUGGAACCAUCAUUGUGAAAGCAGAAGAACUUGGAAACUGCAGAGAGUCGGUUCUGCUGCAGUUCUGCGGAAACAAACUGGACAAGAAGGAUUUCUUUGGCAAGUCCGACCCAUUCCUCGUCUUUUAUCGCAGCAACGAAGAUGGAACGUACACCAUUUGCCAUAAGACUGAAGUAGUGAAGAACACUCUGGAUCCUGUGUGGCAGGCCUUCAAAAUCCCAGUUAGAGCCCUGUGUAAUGGAGAUUAUGACAGAGCAAUAAAGAUUGAAGUGUACGACUGGGACAGGGAUGGAGGGCACGACUACAUCGGAGAGUUCAAGACGAGCUAUAGGGAGCUGUCUAAAGGCCAGUCUCAGUUCAAUGUGUGGGAGGUACUAAACAUGAAGAAAAAGAAGAAGAAGAAAAAAUACCUCAAUUCAGGAACCGUGACCCUGCUGUCAUGCCUCAUAGAUGUGGAAGUCACUUUUUUGGACUACAUCAAAGGAGGCACUCAGAUUAAUUUCACGGUGGCAAUCGAUUUCACUGCAUCAAAUGGCAACCCUUCACAGCCUACCUCUCUCCACUACAUGAACCCCUACCAGCUCAAUGCCUAUGCCAUGGCUCUGAGAGCGGUGGGGGAGAUCAUUCAGGACUACGACAGUGAUAAGAUGUUCCCUGCGCUGGGGUUCGGAGCAAAGCUGCCUCCUGAUGGCAGGGUAUCGCAUGAGUUUGCCCUGAAUGGGAACCCGGAGAACCCGUACUGCACUGGAAUAGAAGGAGUACUGGAGGCAUAUUACCGGAGUCUGAAAAGUGUUCGUCUCUACGGCCCCACGUUUUUCUCACCCGUUAUUAAUCAUGUAGCGAGGUAUGCAUCGCUGGUAAAGAACGGCUCAGAGUACUUCAUCCUCCUCAUCAUUUCAGAUGGAGUCAUCUCUGAUAUGGCUCAAACCAAGGAAUCCAUUGUAAAUGCAUCCUGUCUUCCAAUGUCCAUUAUAAUAGUAGGAGUUGGCUCUGCUGAAUUUGAUGAAAUGAUCGAGCUGGACGGAGAUGAAGUGAGGAUUUCGUCGAGAGGAAGGUUUGCGGAGAGAGAUAUAGUACAGUUUGUUCCAUUCCGAGACUACAUUGACCCCAGGGGGAACCACAUUCUCAGCAUGGCCCGUCUGGCCAAGGACGUCUUGGCUGAAAUCCCAGACCAGUUCCUGCACUACAUGAGAACCAGAGGCAUCAAACCCAACAUCUCUCCUCUUUCUUACUCCUCUAAACCCAUGUCAGCACUGGCACACCCCGCACUUCCACUACAGACUCAAAUCUGAGUGCAGCUAUGGGAGCUGUUCUUCUGGUGGUUUACUCUCUUUCUCAGGAUCAUUCCGUGGUCCAGUGGGUCAGUCAGACGUUAGGCUUUCUACACUCUGCGUCAUACAGUAGCUGGGUUUAAGGGAGCUGACCUUGACUUCUGCUUGGAGUCUGUAGCUGGCAGCUCUCUCCAUUGGACUUGUAGGUGUUGGAUGUUAGUGGAGAGGCUGUGGAAUCUUUCUGAAUAAUCAGGAAGUUUCUUGCAUGCUUUGGACCAUUGAGUCUGAUCCACCUUCAUGUGUCUCAUACCACUUUUCAGUCUUUUCUUUCAGACUAAAAGCUGAGCAAUGAACUAAAUGUUUACAGUUUUCUUGGUUUAUACGAGCAAGUAAUUUUAUACCUCAUGCAUAUUCAAGUUAUUGAAGCUCUAUAUGCUGUUUCACAGACAAAACGAGGGUUGUGGCAGCUUUCUGCAGUGAAGGCAGAGUGAGCACAUUUCUAAGAAGCUGCUGAGUAGUUUGUACUUUUAGUGCAUCUUACUGAAUAUUCUGGACUCUUCCACUCUACUGCCUCAAUGCAAUUCUGCUCAAGUCUUACAGGGGGCAGGGAAGACAAGCCUUACUCUCGGUUAUACACUAAUCUGUAGCUGCUUUCAGUUCUAUGCGUGUGAGAACCAGUCAUUAAAGACACUGCAGUCUCCAUGUGUGCCAUAUAUACAUACAUACAUACAUACCUACCUAUAUCAGCUUUUACACACAUACAGCACCACCUUAAUGAAUCCUUGAAAUGCUGCUCUAGAGCUACGGUGGCAUUUCACUGCAUGCACUUUUUUAUGAGGUGAGCUGUGUAAAAUAUACUGAAGUGGUUAUGAGGUUUAUGUGUUAUAAGGUUAUUUUUCAAACAAGAACUUGAGAGCAACGGCAUGAGACAUUAAUGUGCUUAGUGAUGAGAUCAGACACCAUUGAUGUAGAACUGGAGCGUAACCAUUUAACGUUUCACUUUUAUAUGUUUCUCAUUUCUUAUGAGCACCACAUACUUCAAAUAAGCCAUUUUUAGCCUUCACAGACACCAUCAGUGGUCUUGAAAUAAGACAAAAAGCGUUGAUAGUAUGUUUUUUUUUUUUUUAGAUCAGAUGUUGUUUAGAAGCUGCACAUUAAAAGACAAGAAAAAAGAAAUGAAAAUGAGGCAGUUCAAAUUAUAAUAAGACUUAUUUCAGAUAAGAAUUGAGCUAUGUUAAACUAUAAAGCUAUUUUAAACCUUCCCCUCAAUGAUAAAAACAGAUAAAAGUGAUAAAAGAAUGCUGGAAGCUGCCCCAGCAACCCAGCUCAGAAAAAGCCCACACAAAGCCAUGGAACUCAGGACUUCAUUUAUUCAACAUGACAGGAUGUCAGCUUAAAACUUACGCCCACUCAUGCUGGCUCACAUACUGUAUUAUUCUUAUAAAACAUGCAUUAAACAUACAUCAAUGUUUAAAACAUAGUGGAAUGGGAAUUUUUCCCCCCUUUUUUCUUUCUUUUGUCAUGUUUAAGCCAGUGCAGUAUAACAGAUCUCCACAAUCAUCUUUGUGACUGCUCUAAGUAAUGAAUAUUCUCAGUAUUUAGACCUUAGGAUAUAUUUGUGGUAAAUAUAUUUUUGAAAGUAUUAAUAUAACAUAUAUAUAACGAUAUAUAAUAUCGUCUGGCUGUUGCAAUAAAGGACAGCAUGUUUGAAGUUCAUGUAUGUGUCAUGGUGGAAAGAGAAUGAAUUAGGCUGUUAAAAGCUGAAGUACAACAUGAUGACACAGCCCACCUAUUAGUAAACACAUCAGUCAAUCAAAUGUUACAUUAGAAACAUUAGUUAGACCAGUGUUCAUGAUCUCACACAGCUAUGGCCUAUUACAGGAGAAAAUGUGGCCAAUCACUGACUCUCUGCUAACAGACAUUGUAGUAGAUCUUCUCAGGAAGGAGGUAGUGUGUGUUGCUUAUAACCCUAUCUUCAUUUAAUGCAGAGUAGCAAUCCUGGUUGCUGUGCUUCUUCCAUUAGAAAUGAUUAUUGUUUGUUCUAUGUUUUGAUGGUGUUUCGAUAAUAAGUUGAAACCUGUUAACUCGUCCACAGCAGCUCAUAUAAGAAAGAAACCAUAAACCAUACAUACGUCAUAUGCUUUUAUCUACAAAGCGCAAACACAAAUCUACUGAACUACAAAUCUACAGUAUUUACCAUGGUAAACAAGCAUUUAUUUGCAGUCCAGUGUAAAAAUAAUUGUAACUGGGACAUUUUGAAAAAGUCCCAAACAGAUACUGUUUACCUUUCCUCAUCAAGUCAUAUUUGUUAUUAUUGCCUGCAUCAUGUUUGCAUGUGCAAUGUUCUGAAAAGUGAUGCAUCUUUUUAUUUUUGUGAAUCCUAUUAUUUUUAAUACUAUGGAUUUUGCCUUAAUAUAUCACUAAGUCAUGGAUUUAUGUCAUGCCUUUACUGUUUGUUGAGUAAGUAUUCUUUUAACAGCUUUUUGCUUUCUGAUAUGAUUUAUUUGUACAGAUUCAGAUUAGACAGAGAACUGCUUAUUUGUGGAUAAAUGGAUUUCUGUUGGGUGCAUGUUGCAGCAAAGGCUGUAAAGUUCCACACUGAACAAACUCACCCUACUGCAUAACCUAACUUAUAAUAAAUGUUUUAAAUAUUUUUGUAUAAAUAUUGUUGCAUGAUCCAGCUGAAGAAAACUACCCAGUGGCUGGCUGUCCAUCACAAAAAUGUGCAAAGUGUUUUUGCUAAAGUUAAAUCAAUGUAACUGAUUUUAUAAUAAUUUAUAUCUACUAUGAGAAUCAUAUGAAAAUCUAGUAUAUUUACUAUAACAGUCUGUGGUAAACGGAAUAAGAUUUCAUAUCACUGACUAGAGGAUCACUGACAUAAGGUCAUCACAACACGGUCUUUAUCAUCCUGAGAUGGAAACAUAGACUAUGAUAAACUUCAGAUGUGUAACAUGACUGUUUAUGAAAUGUAAUUUUUUAAAUAAACAAUACUAUUUAACAUUUGAUAA
Astyanax mexicanus (Mexican tetra) is the source of this 4880-nucleotide messenger RNA. RefSeq names its product copine VIII (gene cpne8). The record is from RefSeq and is a predicted model, not a curated record. Bases 169 to 1893 code for a protein of 574 amino acids. The transcript has 20 exons. Gene Ontology annotation, biological process: cellular response to calcium ion. Gene Ontology annotation, cellular component: plasma membrane. NCBI's taxonomy places the organism in Eukaryota, Metazoa, Chordata, Actinopteri, Characiformes, Acestrorhamphidae. Gene Ontology annotation, molecular function: calcium-dependent phospholipid binding.